This is a messenger RNA of Cydia fagiglandana, 2435 nucleotides long. It is a transcript of the gene Got2, whose product is annotated as aspartate aminotransferase, mitochondrial. The transcript has 9 exons. Gene Ontology annotation, biological process: biosynthetic process; L-aspartate catabolic process. Gene Ontology annotation, molecular function: pyridoxal phosphate binding; L-aspartate:2-oxoglutarate transaminase activity. Gene Ontology annotation, cellular component: mitochondrion. Bases 102 to 1388 code for a protein of 428 amino acids. The record is from RefSeq and is a predicted model, not a curated record. Lineage: Eukaryota; Metazoa; Arthropoda; Insecta; Lepidoptera; Tortricidae.
AAUCUCGCCUUGCCGUGAUAAGCGCAGCGCUGGAACCCGGCUUGUAGCGCUAACGCCAGUUAUUGCAGUGUCGCUCCACGUGCCAUACAAACGCCGUAAAAAUGGCUCACGCGCUAAAGAAUUUAUCGGUUCAAGUGCUUAAAACUAACAAUGUUGAAGCCAUCGGCGCGGCUGCGGCGAGAGCCAGCCACUGGUGGAGCCAAGUGCAGAUGGGCCCGCCAGACGUGAUCCUGGGCAUCACGGAGGCCUACAAGCGAGACACUGAUAGCAGGAAGGUGAAUCUCGGCGUCGGUGCGUACCGCGACGACAACGGUCAACCCUUUGUGCUGCCGUCCGUUAAGAAAGCCGAGGAAGUACUCUACAGCAAAGGCCUGAACCAUGAAUACGCGCCAAUCAGUGGCGAGGCGAGCUACACGGACGCCGUGGCGAAGCUAGCCUUCGGUGACAACAGCCCCGUCUUGGCCGACAAGUCCAACGCCACCGUACAGACCCUGUCCGGAACCGGCGCCCUACGGCUCGGCUUCGAGUUCCUCCUCAAACACUACGGCGACAAGGAAGUGUGGAUGCCCAACCCCACGUGGGGCAACCACCCCCAGAUCUGCAACACCCUCAAGAUCAACCACAAGAAGUACCGCUACUACGACCCUAAGACCUGCGGGUUGGACUUCCAGGGUGCCCUUGAAGAUAUCAACAAAAUCCCCGACGGCUCGGUCAUCCUGCUCCACGCGUGCGCCCACAACCCCACCGGCGUCGACCCCAACAAAGAGCAAUGGAAGGAGCUUUCUCAGCUGAUCAAGAAGAAGCACCUGUUCCCGUUCUUCGACAUGGCAUACCAGGGCUUCGCGACUGGCGACGUGAACAACGACGCCUUCGCCGUGCGACAGUUCGUGCAGGACGGACACCAGGUCAUGCUGGCACAGAGCUUCGCUAAGAACAUGGGCUUAUACGGCGAGCGAGCCGGCGCCCUGACCAUUUGCUGUGGCGACGAGAACACCGCCAAGAUCAUCAUGUCCCAGCUCAAGAUCAUGAUCCGCGUCAUGUACUCCAACCCGCCGCUGUACGGCGCCCGCAUCGUGCAGACCAUCCUUAACGACCAGAAACUCAAGGACCUCUGGUUGAAGGACGUAAAGCUGAUGGCCGACCGCAUCAUCACGAUGCGCAAGGAGCUCCGCAAGGGCGUGGAAGGCGCCGGCUCCAAGCUGCCGUGGCAACACAUCACCGACCAGAUCGGGAUGUUCUGCUUCACAGGCCUCAAGCCCGAACAGGUGGAGAAGCUGACGAGCGACCACCACAUCUACCUCACCAAGGACGGGCGCAUCUCCGUCGCCGGCCUCUCGAACAAGAACGUGCACUACGUCGCCGAGGCCAUACACAAAGUUACCUCCUAAACAUAUCACCGACCACAUGACUUUACUACAGCGCUCACAGAUAUAAGUUACACCUUUAACCUAUUCGUUGCGUCUUCCAUUUACGAAAACUUAUGGCUGUGGCGGCGAUUAUUUCAUGAUACGCCUGUCGAGCCAUCCGCACCGAAUCUGUUAACUCAGUAGGCCAAGCACAUGAUUGGCGCGACAGUAUCUCGCGGCGAAAUACACUAUCCGUCUUUUUCUAACUUUGUUAACAAAAGAGGGACGAGUAGUCUUUCUCGCCGCGAGAUACUGCCGCCCCAAUCAUGUGCUAGCCCAGCAGGAGCGAAUAGAAGUAGGACGCAGCUUAGGAGCCGUUUAUAAUGUCAGUGUCAAGUUCUUUUGAGUCCCGCGGACGCCAUAUCGGGCCCGGAAUGACAAUCAAAUUUCACUUCUAAUAUUAUAAAUCUAAGGUAGCUUUUUGGCUGGCAAAUUAAGACCCCUGCGGCCCUAAGGAACUUAAACUCUAAAUGAUAGCAGUUUAUUUGUUUGCUUUUUAGACAAUAAACUGGCAUAUCCUCGUGGCAUACUUGAAUGAAAGGAAUUUUAUUAAUGUAACUUAUAUGUGUGUAAGUGCUUUAAUAAGGUCCGAAUAGGUAGUGCGAUAUUAUGUACAUAGUAAGUGAACAGUGAAAUGUGAAACGCGAUAAUGAUUACUUUGAAAUUCGUGGUUGUGGUAGUCUGUAAUAGUUGUUAUCAACCGGUGUCGACGAAAAUGUUCCCAGUUUGAGAACCGAUGCUGUUGUUGAAUUUAACGAAAAUUUACAAAUGGUGUGAUCUAUUUAAAUACUUAUUGCACUAAAUCUCAGAGAUGUAUAACAUAGGUAUUUGUACGAAUACAUAAAAUGGCACUGAAUCUUUUCGGCAACCUUUGCUAUUACUACUUAACUGUAUACAGUACCGAGAGAACACAGUAUUUAUUCAUAUAUUUUGGAUUAAUUUUUGAGAUUUCUAAGACACUCGAGUAUAACUUGAAUGUUACUCUAUUAUUUUAAUUUGUAUGUUGUUUAAAAAUAUAAAAACCUAUAA